AGGGAAAUAGGCCGAACGCGGUGAGUAUAUAAGGUUGGCAGUGCCACUGUAGCUCGAUCCAGCAGCAGUUGUUUUCCGCGUUCUGAGCUUCAUCUGAGACAGACAAGAACCCAAGAUGUGUGACGAUGACGAGACUACCGCUCUUGUGUGCGACAACGGCUCCGGCCUUGUGAAGGCUGGCUUCGCCGGUGAUGACGCACCCAGGGCUGUCUUCCCCUCCAUCGUUGGUCGCCCUCGUCACCAGGGUGUCAUGGUCGGUAUGGGUCAGAAGGACUCCUACGUAGGAGAUGAAGCUCAGAGCAAGAGAGGUAUCCUCACUCUGAAGUACCCCAUCGAGCACGGUAUCAUUACUAACUGGGACGAUAUGGAGAAAAUCUGGCACCACACCUUCUACAACGAGCUGCGUGUGGCCCCCGAGGAGCAUCCCACCCUGCUCACUGAGGCCCCCCUGAACCCCAAGGCUAACCGUGAAAAGAUGACCCAGAUCAUGUUUGAGACCUUCAACGUCCCCGCCAUGUAUGUUGCCAUCCAGGCUGUGCUGUCCCUGUACGCCUCCGGUCGUACCACUGGUAUUGUGUUGGACUCCGGUGAUGGUGUGACCCACAACGUGCCCAUCUAUGAGGGUUAUGCUCUUCCCCACGCCAUCAUGCGUCUGGAUCUGGCUGGUCGCGAUCUGACUGACUACCUCAUGAAGAUCCUCACUGAGCGUGGCUACUCCUUCGUCACAACUGCCGAGCGUGAGAUCGUGCGUGACAUCAAGGAGAAGCUGUGCUAUGUGGCCCUGGACUUCGAGAACGAGAUGGCCACUGCCGCUUCCUCCUCCUCCCUGGAGAAGAGCUACGAGCUUCCCGACGGUCAGGUCAUCACCAUCGGUAACGAGCGUUUCCGUUGCCCAGAGACCCUCUUCCAGCCUUCCUUUAUUGGUAUGGAGUCUGCCGGUAUUCACGAGACCGCCUACAACAGCAUCAUGAAGUGCGACAUUGACAUCCGUAAGGACCUGUACGCCAACAACGUCCUGUCAGGAGGUACUACCAUGUACCCUGGUAUUGCUGACCGUAUGCAGAAGGAGAUCACCGCCCUGGCCCCCAGCACCAUGAAAAUCAAGAUAAUCGCCCCACCCGAGCGUAAAUACUCUGUCUGGAUCGGUGGCUCCAUCCUGGCUUCCCUGUCCACUUUCCAGGCCAUGUGGAUCACCAAGCAGGAAUACGACGAGGCAGGUCCCAGCAUUGUCCACCGCAAGUGCUUCUAAACCUUUCAUCGUCUCCGCUUUCUCUGGAUCGCGAAGAGGAACAACAUGUUGUUACUGGACUUUUUUUGUCACAAUAUUAUUUUGUAACCAUGUUACCUGGUGAAAAAAUCUUCAAAUGUCAACCAACAUCAACAAGAACGAAACAUGCCAUGUUAUUAUUCAACAUGUGAACGUGAAUGUACAUAAAUACUAAGUUAUUAAAGUCCAUUAUUUGGUAUUUUCA
Molecule: messenger RNA, 1472 nt
Organism: Coregonus clupeaformis (lake whitefish)
Lineage: Eukaryota; Metazoa; Chordata; Actinopteri; Salmoniformes; Salmonidae
Product: actin, alpha skeletal muscle 2
Exons: 7
Coding region: 116-1249 (377 amino acids)
Source: RefSeq, a predicted model, not a curated record